AUGGAUCAUUUAGCCAACACUCCUUAUCCUGUGAUAAACAACGGAGCAUCUUGCCAGUUUUUGAAACUGCUUUUUGAAAACUCCAAGAACGAGCUCACGAUAUCGGAUUAUGUAUCUGUUUUGUCCGCUGUCACUCCUAACUCCGUUCAACCGCUCAAAGCGAUUGCUCUGAAUCGCCACUUGACACCGGUCAUUUCCCGCAAAAUCCCAGAAGUUGUUGACUUCCUCAAAGACAGUAAGUCGGCUAAAAACUAGUAUGGGUACCAAAAACAAAAUUUAAUGACUUUUCAGAAAACAUGACAGAGUUCAAAUGGUUGCUCAACACGAAUAUUCCCGAAAUUGUUUUAUCUGUCUUCGAUCAGAUUCAAUUUAGAUCUUUUUUCUGCGGAAUGUCGAUUUGGACAACAGGCAUCAAUGUGAGCGACAGAGCUGAAAACAUUUUCACGCUUCGCCAGGACAGACUGAACCCGGACUUGGUCAUCCGCUGUUUUUCCGCAACAUGCGCGAAAAGAUCUCGUUACAUCUCCGUGAUCAUCAACAGUAAGUUGUGAGUCGCUAAUAUCAUUAAAUGAAAUGAUUUUUCCAGAAGGAGACAGCAAUGUCGAAAAUAUGGUUCCGCAGAUCAUUGGACUCGGAGACGAGCUUCGCAUCAAACUCGUUCACACGGAGGAGUCCCAAACCCAACUCACUUUGCGUUUCGAGAAGGUUUUCUAA
Molecule: messenger RNA, 714 nt
Organism: Caenorhabditis sp. 36 PRJEB53466
Lineage: Eukaryota; Metazoa; Nematoda; Chromadorea; Rhabditida; Rhabditidae
Source: the annotation of a GenBank genome assembly